Molecule: messenger RNA, 3432 nt
Organism: Aureobasidium subglaciale EXF-2481
Lineage: Eukaryota; Fungi; Ascomycota; Dothideomycetes; Dothideales; Saccotheciaceae
Exons: 2
Coding region: 1-3432 (1143 amino acids)
Biological process (GO): vesicle fusion with Golgi apparatus; endoplasmic reticulum to Golgi vesicle-mediated transport; intracellular protein transport
Cellular component (GO): endoplasmic reticulum; Golgi membrane; cytoplasm
Source: RefSeq, a predicted model, not a curated record
AUGUUGAAGGCGCCAAUCAAACAGACGGCAGGCGACACGAUCGCGACUUUGUCCUCGCGCUUAUCGUCGGCCACUCUACUCGAAGAUAGAAGGGCUGCUAUUCUUGGACUCCGCUCUUUCGCGAAGCAGUAUCCCGCCUCGGUUGCUAGCGGUUCUCUUCGCGAUUUGAUUGCUGUCCUACGUACUGAUGGUCUCGGCUUGACCAAAGAUGGAGAGGGAGACGUCGACACUGUGCGCUUGGUGCUCGAGACUCUGCUCAUGCUGUUUGAGCCGGACCGCGAGAGCCCAGAAGCCAGCGAGGAUAUAGCCCUGUGGUUGGCCGAUGAGUUCAGUCAGCGUCAAGACAACAUUACCAUUCUGCUAGAUCUUCUCGACCAGCCCGACUACUACGCCCGUAUCUACUCGAUCCAACUUCUUACUGCAAUCUCGACUUCCAGACCGGAGAGGACUCAAGAGUGCAUUCUACAAGCACCGCUCGGAACAGCAAGACUGGUCGGUGUCUUGGAUGAUGGGAGAGAUGCUGUGCGCAACGCUGCCUUACUACUGCUGGUCGACCUGACCAAUGUGUCGCAAACUGAGUUGCAGAAGCUCAUUGCCUUCGAGGACGCUUUCCAGCGUACUUUCAAUCUGAUUCAAGCAGAAGGAGGUCUGUCAGAAGGAGGCAUAGUGGCUCAGGACUGUCUCUCAUUGCUCGCCAACCUCAUCCGACACAGCCACUCCAACCAGGCUCUAUUCCGCGAAUCUGGCUGCAUCCCUCGCCUCUUAGACUUGGUCAAACAGGCUUCGACCCCACCCGAGGCUGAGAAUGAGUUCAGUCGUAGCGAUCGUGAGAAGAACGCCUGGGGCUUACUCGCUGUUCUGCGACUCUUCUUGGAACGAGGUGAACUAGGAACAAAGCAAAAUCAAGAUGUCUUCUGGCGUAGUGGCGUGCUACACCUUGUUCUAACUCUUGCUUUUGACGAAAGGGCCGCUCCACAUAUCCGCAUGAGCGCUCUUAAGACUUGCGCUGACGCUAUCAUCUUCAACGCGCCGCUACAAGAAGCUUUUGCCUCUUUUCAAGUCCCUGUCACCUCUGAAGACCCUGCUCCGAUCAACGGAGUUGCAGCUGCUAAGUCUCAACCAAAGAUCAUGUAUGUAAUUGAGGCUCUGUUGAACCUUGUUCUUUCUGCAUCCUCGAUACGCACUGUGGACUUGCGCUCCGCUGGUUGUUCCUUAAUCAAGGCUUACUUCCAUGGCCACGAUCGGAUCAAGCUGCACUUCCUACAGAGAGCCAUUGCGGGAUACACAGAGGGCGAAGAGGAGGAUAUCAACAUUCUCAGCACUCUGUUGAAUGGCCCUCAGCUCGGUCCCGCUACACCAGAUCCCCCUCGCUUUGCAUUCGCCAGCGACAUUACCUCCCAGCUUUUAUUCAACUUACAGGACGCAAAAUCCAUGUUGAUGGGUGUGUCGGAAGGUGAUGCCGAGAAGGGCGAGGAUGUUAUCACAGCAAUCCAAACCCUCUCCGGGCACCUCCUGUCAUCCCUGCAAAACGACUUUGAUCCUCAGAUAUCAAUCUCGUACUUAAGUCUAUUGAUCACUUUCCUCUUCGACGAGCCAGCUGCCGUCAACGACUGCCUGGCGGAGGGCUCAUCUCUCAUGGGCGUAUUGAUUGACAAUGCUCUUCUUACUGCCAAUUCACAGGUUGCUGCAGACCCGAUCAAGUCGCUUUUACCUGGAUUAUCCGCGAUUCUGCUUGGCACGAUAUACGAGUUCAGCACUAAAGACAGUCCGAUCCCUCGACGAACGCUGCACCCGCUACUGACCUCGAAACUCGGCCGUCAAAAGUACUUUGAUGCACUGAUGCAAUUUCGCCAGAACCCAAUAAUCCGCGAUUCUGAGUUUCUUGCACCUGAGAUUGAGGGUGCUGCAAUCCUGUUCGAUGAUGAGUUUGUUGAUUGGUUCAAGGACGAGUAUGGUCGCCUCAAGCGGGUAAUCGACCGCGAGCCUGGCAUUGAAGUCGUCCGACCUUCGGACGUCGGUGUCGAUCGUGAUGUACUGGACGAUCUAAGAGAAAAGAUCAAGACUCGCGAUGACAAACUGCAACAAAUCGAGCAGGACGACCUUGCUGCCAAACAGAAGGCAGAUCAAGCUGAAGCUGAGCACCGCCACCAAAUACAAAGUCUACAGUCAUCACAACGAUCCAUGGAAGCAGAAGUCGAGCGCGUCAAGCGAAUCAACGAAGCACUGCAGCGUGAUCACGAUCUCGAGCUUCAUCGAGUCUCAGGUGAACUACGCAGUCAACUUGCACAAUUCCAGCUCGAGAGCCGUAACAAUCUACAAACACUUCGCGAUCAGCACAAGCAGGAACUAGAGCGUCUGAAGGGCCAAAAUGGUGCCACCCUAGCCAGCGAGCGAUCACUGUGGGAAGACAAGGCUCGGAAGGCUGCUGAACAGGCUACACGCGAACAACGUGCUGCUCUUGAGAAGGCGACUGAGGAACACCGUAAAGCUACUGAGCAAGCCGCUGAAGAGCAACGUAUGCGCAUCGAUCAAGUCGCUUCUGAGCAUCGCAAAGUACUGGAUGAGCUCAACGCUACCGUGCAACAAAAAGACAAGACAAUUAAAGAGCACGAAACUGCCAUCUCGGACCAUGCCCGCAGCGAGAAGAUACUCAAGCAGGAGCAUGCCGCUACGACCACAACCCUUGAGAAGCUGCGAAGCGAGUUCGAUGGCAGCAAGACAGAAAGGUCGAAAUUGGAGAAGGAGCUCGAGACAACAAAGGCUCUGCAAAAAGACCUUCAACAAGUCAAUACAAAGGCUAUGGCACGUGUCAAGACCCUCGAGGAAGAAGCUAAAUCCCGGGAAAGCAAGAUCCAGAUGUUCAACGAAGAGCUGUCUUCAACACGGUCAGAGCUUGAGAGCAAGCAACAGAAGAUCACAGAUCUAGAACAAGAAGUUUCGGGCUUGAAGUUGGAACUCGAGGGUGAACGAAAGGGCUACAAUGAACUCGAAACUGAAUUCAACGAGCUCAAGACUAUGUACAGCAAACUUGAGACCUCGAGUAAAGAUCUCGACGACCGACUAUCUGAGCUCAAGUCUAAGCCUGCAGUCCCCGACAACUCUGACAAGAUCAAGUCACUGGAAAAGGAGCUGGCAGAGACCAAGAAGAAGCUCAAUGCCACCUCCAACGACAAGGGCAAGAAGGCCGACACUGAUAAGAACGUCAAGCUGGAAAAGGAGCUCGCCGCCAAGACUAAAGAGGUUGAGAUGGAGAAGGAGGAGGCUAUUAGAGCAAAGACAGAGCUGGAGGACAUGUUGAUGGUACUUGCAGACCUGGAAGACAAAGCUAAGGGAUACAGAGAAAAGUUGAGGAAGCAUGGAGAGGAGGUCAGUGACGAUGAGGAUGAUGAUGACGACGACGAUGAAGAUGAAGACGAUGAGGAAGACGAAUAG